AAAUAAUCACCAAAAAAUCCCUAAGUCUCAGUUGGAGAGCUGGAAUGGGGUCCAGAGGGUGUAACCGGUGACUCAACUUCCAAAUUUUGCAUACAGAGAGAGAAGGCACGCGAACAAAUAGGGAGAGAGAUUUACCGUUUGAAUUUUCAAGAAAUCGUUUUUAUUUUAGAGGGUGUUUGGAAAGCAAUCUCUUAAUAUUACCUCGAGAGAGAGGGAGCAGGAGGCUGAGGCUGCCGCGAGAGGAGCCCGGAGACUGCGCGCUGCGGAGCAUUUUCCACCCUUGGGGGACGCACACUCUUGCUCCAGCUCGCUCCCGCACACAUGGUCGCUGCCGUGCAAAGUUUCGCCUGCCAUCACUCCGGGAUUCUCCUCCUCUGCUCCGGGCUGUAACCUUGAACUUUUUGGAGCAUGGUGACAGUGCCAUAAUAACCCACCACUUUUUUUUUUUUGAGGGGGAAAAAACCCAAACGACCCCCCCGUCCUCCCCCCUCCUUAUCUGCAAAACAACCACCACCACCAGCAAAAGCAAGACUCCUGCGCUGCCGACUACAAGAGGGUUAAAAGUGUAGAUUGGAUUUCACCCCGGGAAAUCUAACACACAGAGUGAACUUGAAUCUUUGGCUAUUUAAGGAGGACUGGUGUUUGUUGUGAAGUUGUGGUCAUCCAGGGCAGAGCCUCGUCCUGAUUGAUUUCAUCUUCCUUGGGUCUCAGAUGACUGUAAAAUGAAUAGAUGAAAUUACUCCUUUUUGAGGCUUUUCUUAGGGGCUCUCCGGGCAGCGUGUUCUCAAAGCGAAGUCAUGAUGUAUUCUCCAAUCUGUCUCACUCAGGAUGAAUUUCACCCGUUCAUUGAGGCACUUCUUCCACACGUCCGUGCAAUUGCCUAUACGUGGUUCAACCUUCAGGCUCGAAAACGCAAGUACUUUAAAAAGCACGAGAAGCGGAUGUCAAAGGACGAGGAAAGAGCAGUCAAGGAUGAGCUACUUAGCGAGAAGCCUGAAAUUAAGCAGAAGUGGGCAUCCAGGCUCCUCGCCAAGCUGCGCAAAGAUAUUCGCCAAGAGUUCCGGGAGGAUUUUGUGCUCACGGUGACUGGGAAGAAGCACCCAUGCUGUGUAUUGUCCAAUCCUGACCAGAAGGGUAAGAUUAGGAGAAUCGACUGCCUGCGACAGGCUGACAAAGUCUGGCGUCUGGAUCUAGUCAUGGUGAUCCUGUUCAAAGGCAUCCCCUUGGAAAGUACAGAUGGAGAGCGGCUCAUGAAAUCCCCACAUUGCACAAAUCCAGCACUUUGCGUCCAGCCACAUCACAUAACAGUAUCAGUCAAGGAGCUUGAUUUGUUUUUGGCAUACUACGUGCAGGAGCAAGAUUCUGGACAAUCGGGAAGUCCGAGCCACAAUGAUCCUGCCAAGAAUCCACCAGUGUACCUUGAAGAUAGUUUUGUAAAAUCUGGAGUGUUCAACGUGUCAGAACUUGUGAGGGUAUCCAGAACACCUAUAACCCAGGGAACUGGUAUGAACUUCCCAAUUGGAGAGCUUCCGAGCCAGCCAUAUUACCAUGACAUGAACUCGGGUGUAAAUCUACAGAGGUCACUGUCCUCUCCACCAAGCAGCAAGCGUUCCAAAACUAUUUCCAUAGAUGAGAAUAUGGAGCCAAGCCCAACAGGAGACUUUUAUCCUUCACCAAAUUCACCAGUUGCUGGGAAUCGGACAUGGCAUGAAAGAGAUCAAGAUAUGUCUUCUCCUACAAUGAAGAAACCUGAAAAGCCUUUGUUUAGUCCUACAUCUCCCCAGGAUUCUUCACCAAGACUGAACACUUUUCCCCAGCAUCACCAUCCAGGAAUCCCAGGAGUUGCACACAGUGUCAUCUCAACUAGAACUCCACCUCCACCUUCACCAUUGCCAUUUCCAGCACAAGCUAUUCUCCCUCCUGCCCCAUCUACCUACUUCUCUCAUCCGACGAUCAGAUAUCCUCCCCACCUAAAUCCUCAGGAUACUCUGAAGAAUUAUGUACCUUCUUAUGAUCCAUCCAGUCCUCAGACUAGCCAGCCUAACAGCAGUGGUCAAGUAGUAGGGAAAGUGCCUGGCCAUUUUACUCCAGUUUUGGCACCCUCUCCCCAUCACAGUGCGGUGCGACCUGUGACCCUGACCAUGACAGAUACUAAACCCAUCACUACAUCCACUGAAGGUGAGGCAUCUUCACCUGCAGCAACCACCUACACGGCCACAGGCACAACCCAAGCCAAUCGAUAUGUGGGACUAAGCCCAAGAGACCCAUCCUUCCUACACCAGCAACAGCUGAUGAUUUGUGACUGGACCAUGAAUCAAAACGGCAGGCAUUUAUACCCCAGUGCCAGUGAGGAUACAUUGGGAAUUACUUGGCAAAGUCCUGGUACCUGGGCUAGCUUGGUUCCUUUUCAAGUAUCAAAUAGGACACCGAUCCUGCCAACAAAUGUCCCAAAUUAUGGUUUGAACAUAAUUGGAGAGCCUUUCCUUCAAGCAGAAACAAGCAACUGAGGGAAAAAUGAAAUAAAAGAAAAAUUAAAAGAAAAAAAAAGAAGGAAGAUGGGAUGAAAAAUAAAACUGAAGAAAGAAGAAAAAUAGACCAGCAAUUGCAGCACUUACAAUCACUAAUUCCCUUACGGUUGAAACUGUAAUGACAUACAGAGGGUCGAUGAUAUUUCACUGAUGGGUAGAAUGCAGCCCCUGCUAAGUAGCCUUUGUUAUAUGAAGUCCGCUAGGAAAUAGAUGUUCUGUCUCUGACAAUAUAUUUUAACUGACUUUCUAGAUGCCUUAAUAUUUGCAUGAUAUCUAGUUUUAUUGAUUUAGUAUUCUUGUUGUUUACACAUGGGAUCAUUAUUCCUGGUUAUCUCACAAAACAAAGGCUAGGCAGCAACAGAGCUGCAGGAGAACAAGUUUAAAAAAUAAGCUCAGUAGCCUUUAGUUUAAGUAUGGAUUUAUUAAACUUUGGUCCUUAACCCAGCCUUUUCUAGUGUGUUACUGAGUUUGAAAUUUUCAAAGUCAGUACAAACAUACAGAGUCUAUGGAAGAAAUGCCUCUAUAUAGGUAAAAGUGUUCUCUCGCCAACAGUAAAAAUAAAAAAUAAAAAAAAUGAGCUUUUUCCCCACUAAAGAAACACUUAAGAGGCAAGUGCAAUUUAAAAAUCAUAUUUACAGGGAGGUCAUCAUUAUAAGUCCUUCAGCCCUUGGACUCUAAAUUGAGGGGAUUAAAAAAAAAUAGUAAGAAUUACUUUGAACAAAUUAUUUUUCCCCCUCAGUUUUUGAGGGCAUUAAUAAGCAAAUCAUGUCCUUGAGAAGAAAGUAAUGGAAACAGCACUUAUGUUGAUUUAGUUGCUGCCUCAACAGAAGGGUAGGAUUUAUUUAUUUAAAGUUAUUGGUUGCAUCAAGAACCUAUAGGGUGUUCAUACAGUUCUGUAAAAUCUGCAUCAUAGAGACAGAUAGGCAGGCAAAUCCAUGUCACAAAGGCAAAGCUUAUAGUUUACAAACUGGGAAUACCAGGGUGAGGGAUAAGAUGUAUUUAAAACAAUGCACUUGCAAAGUAAGUCUAAUCACAAGGUGCUCAAAACUCUCAUGGUGCUUUCAGAAAUUAGCCUUUUUCAACAAAUUUCUCUCAUUGACAGAACUGAAAAGUACAUGGCCAGACAAAUUUUGCCUCCAUCACUUAAAAAAAAAUAAUUAGAAUGCUUUUUCCAGUAAUCCUAAUUUGCAUGAAGAUAUAAUGCCCACAUUAUGUGCCUUGCCUUGAAAUCUAAAAAAAAAUGGGAAAAAAUGACAUUCACUACACUUGUUUUGCUGCAUUUAUAAUUUUAAAUCUUUAUCAUUUUUAUGACAAAAUAUUUUGUACACCAGAUGGGAAAAAGUAUGAGAUCAUGGAUUUUUUAGACAGUUAUACUUUAUCUCACAUUUAUAAAGCAUAUCAUGGCUGUGUAUAGUUGCUGCUUAAAAAUUGUAAUCAACCAGCAAUAUUUUCAGUAUUUUGGUAUUUUUUCUAUUAACCUUUCAUGUUUUUCAUCUUUCAAUUAAUAUUUUGGGGGAGGGGGUUCAAAUUUAUACAAAUUAUGCAAUACCAAGUUUUGCCUAUGUAGGUAGUGCUUUUAGCUGUAUUAGUUACUAUAGGUAAGUACUCGGAUUUAAAAGAAAAAGAAAAAGUAAUGUAUACAUUUGUUUGUUUUAAUUGACCAAAGUGGGUACUGCUAUUUUUGCAGUAUGAUGAGGCCCUUUUGUGUACUUGGAGAUGGACAGGGGAUUUUUUUUAUAUAUACAUUUUAUAUAUUUUUUAUCUUUUUAUAUAUAUAUAUAUAUAUAUAUAUAUAUAUAUAUACACACACACAUAUAUAUAUACAUAUAUAUACACACACACACUUUUUUUUUUUUUUCCUGGGGUGGGUGGGGAGGAUUUUUAACACUUUACAGUAUAGCUGUGAAGCAGUGCACCCUUAGCCAGGCAAGGGCUGCAAAGCAACUGUUCUGCCUACUUUGACAAACUUUCAAAUCGGUUCCCUCUUUUUAACUUCCCACCUGGGGUGCAAGCUGAAAUCAUUUCUGGAUUAAAAUAAUAAUAAUGGAUUCUGUUGGAGGCAGACUUGACUUGAGGAAAUUGUUUUACUUAAAAUUUCUUUUUUGCCUUUCCCUGCAAAAAGAGAAAGAGAGGUGAAGACUCACAGUGAGAUGGAACCUUUUCCAUUUUGGCAAAGAUAACACAUCCUAAAGUGUCCAUUUUAGAAGGUGUUUUUAGUCCAGAAAAACAUAGAAACAUGCUUUGUCGAGAAGAUGCACAUACAGGGCCAAAACCUUUGCUGGCAUAACUCCACUGACUUCAGUUAAUUCCAAAGGAAUUAUGUUUGUAGGUAAUUUGGCUUCCUAAAUCUAAAUGACUAGUGAAUAUUCUCUUUUCUUUCUUUGUCAAAAAAUUAUUCAUUUUUUUUAAUUUGUUAACACACAGCAUCUGAUUUAUAGUCAUCUACUUUCAUAAACUAUGUCAGCAGUUUAAAAUGUCUUCACAUACAUCAGGUCAGAUGGAAAGCAGCACUUCUGGACUGUAAUGCGAAUCGAGUUUUGAACACAUGGAAUUAGCAUGAUGUAAACAAGUUUAUUUUCAGUACAAUCAAACUUUGUAGAUUAGCAGUAGACCUGUUGCUGGAAACCUUUUACAAAUAAAGGUUCCACAUUAUGUAUGGCUCAGCAUAGGGUGUAUUUUCCCUUCAAAGCACAUACUUUUAUUAGGGUGCAAGUGAAGGGGGAAAUAGACUUGUGAAAAUAGGGCACCCCCGUGGGAUAAUUCAACCCAUUACAGCUGUCUCUUCACUUCAGAGAUUUUCUUAAAGUAUCCCACCCUUGAAUGACCACUGAAACACAGCUCAAACAAUGGCAGCACCACUGAGAGCUCAAGCAGUGACACACCAACUAUGGUAUCUUCUAAUCCUUGUGAGAGCAAAGGGAAAUGACUUAGCAGUUACGAAAGAGGCAACUACAGCGGCUCAUCCACACUAGAGCUCCCGCUACCAUGAUUGUCACCAGUGAGCUGCAAUGACAGGACAUUUUAGGAGGAAGGUGCAUAGGCAGGGCCUGAAAGGCUACAGAAAGCGAAAGAAGCUGUAGAAAGACAAACCCUUAAGAUUUAUAUUUAGCUAAAUUAAAAACCAUGCAUUAUCCAUUCAUUAUCAGUGAUGUGCUGAAAGGUUCUGGAACAUAGGUAUGUGCUGGAGGACUGUCUUUGAUUAGUCCCAUUAGCAAGGUGCCCCCUUUAAACUUUUAAUAGCACAACGGGAUGAAACUGAAACAAGUUCAGACUUCAAAGUGCAAUAAUCAAAAUGAUGCCUAUCCUUGUAGGAAGGUGGAUGGUCUUAGUUGAACUUUUCCAUUAUCUCUGACCUCUUUUUUGAUCAAAUUGAGCUUACAGAUACAAUAUUUUUAAAAGCAAACUCCUUCCAUGUGAAUGAAUUAGUUGCUUAAGAAACUGUGGGUUUUUCUUUAAUAGAAAGGCUUGGCUUGAAUAAAGCAAACUUCGCAUUUGUUUUUGUUUUUGAUUUUUUUUUUGAUUUUAAGCUUAAAGUCAAAAGAUUACAAUAAUAUUGCGAACUCAAAUCCAGUCUCUGGCCUCCUCCUUCACCAGAAAGUGUAUUCUGACUAAAUCAAGCCACCCCGUUCUAUGUGCACUGUUCUGCCUUUAAGUUGCUUUGCAGCCCUGGCCUCAUGGCCAUGCCAUUGAAGUGUGUUUCCCCUGUAGUGACAUGAACAUUUGAGGCUUGACUUUUGGGGGGGGGGGGGGGGCGGGGCAGUGAAGGAGACUACAUAAAGACAUGGCAAAAAUAUUAAUUACAGCAAUAUAGUUGUUGGGUGAUGUUCAGGUGGGCAGCUCCAUUGAAGAUAUGUGAAUGAAUUUGUGAAGCUGCAAGUAGCAAGAAAGGAGGAUCUUCUGAAUGAACCGGCUACCUUGUAGACAGUAAUUUGUACACUGUAUAGUUUUGUUAAGAUUUUUUUUAAAGUACCCUUGUUUAUAAAGCUAACUCUUUAACAAUUAUAAUGGAAAUGUCUCCUUUCCAUUUUUAAAGUAAACAAGAAUACUCCUUGUUUGGAAACUGGACUUGGGUUAAAACUCUCCAGUUUCUUAAUUUAUGUAUAAAAAACAAAAAAACAAACAAAAAACCCAGCCACCUGUCCAUGUCAGCAGUUAUUGCAGAUUCCUGUGCUUGAAAAGCAUAGGUUACUAAUCCUUUGAAACAUGUAAAUGGAGAAGAGUUAUAUUUUAUGAAGGUUAUUUCAUUGUAUUUAGUAUUGGAAAAGUUGUUUUUCAGAGCAUUUCAAAAUGUUGGAAGUAUCACUGUCUUUUUAUUAGUAUAUAAGGCCUUUAGCAAAACUUUUUGAUUGUUACAUGAUAGUAUUUAAGAUUAGGUUCACAGAGCAAUUCAGGAUAGACAGAGAGCUAAAAUAGUACGUAUAGGCGUGUCCUCAGGGAACAGAAUCUUGGAUUUGCAACUUGUAGCUUCAUAAGGAUUUAACAAAAGAGAUUGCAGAGGGACAUACUCAGCUGUGACACCCGAGUGUGUUCCAUACCUAAACUCUAAGUUAUAUUUACUGUGUGAUAUUAUGAAAGCUGCAGAAGGUUAUCCCAUAUUCAGUGUACAGUAUUCACUUUUAAUGAAACAUCUCUAUAAUGUUGCUGGCAGUAAGACCCCAAAUUUGACAUCCAAUAUAGUUUACAUGACCCCAUCAAGGUCUUCUACUAACAUUAACCAGGUGCAUGCUCCUGGGUGUGUGUUUUUUUUUUUUUUUUUUUUUUUUUUAAAAGGUUUCUAUAGAAAGCUUAAGAAAUAAAGCAAGAUGCAGGCUAAUCAAGAUAAAUAGAAAAUACUCAAAAUUGAAUGUUCUACUCCAUACUGAAGAAGCUGAAAAACUGUCACCUUCUUAUUUGCACUUUCUGCUAGCUCCCCAGUUUUUCUAAUAUCUCAAAAUUAUGUAGGUGUGGUGGAGCACUGCAGUUGGAAAAUAACACAGACCACUCAUUUUUGCCCUUUAACCCUGCACAAUGACCUUUGCAUCAGCCAACUUAUUGCCAUGACAACUCUUUGUACUGUUUCCAUGCUACAGCUGUUGGUCACAUUGUUAGUAGUAAAGGGGACAAGUUGGAAAGGGUCAAUUUUUUUUUUUUUUUUAAACUGUUGUUGCAAUUUUUUCUUCACUGGUUGUAAGUAAUUUUUUUUAAAAUAAUAAAAGGGUUCACUAGUUAUUACUCUUUAGAGAUAUCUGUGUGUUGAAAUUCAAAUGUAUAUUGAAUUUUUUGAAGAGGGCUUCAGUGCCACUAACAUUGCAAUACACUAGAAUAAGCCUUUGAUACUUUCAUUGCAUGAUAGAGUACCAGUAAAGCAAAAGGCAGUCUAAAUAAAUGGAAAGCAGUGUGAGCUAGUGACACUAAAGCCAGUCUUUGUAUUACUGUAUUUUUGACAGAAUAGUUUUAAGAACUGUGCUACAGGGACUGAUGUGGCAAAUGUAUCUCUAUAUGCAGAAGGAGUUUUAAAAGUUAAAAAAAAAAAAAAAAAAAGUACAGCUUAUUAUGCAUUCUUCAUUGAGGGCAUUGAAGUUGCAUGGACUGAUAAAAGUUGAUGCAAAAUGAAAAAGAAACCAGCAAAAUGUUUACCAAAAAAAUCUCAAGCGAGCAGUGCCUGUUCAAUUUCAGUCUCUUUUGAGUUCAGUUGUAAAUAUGUUUCAGAUAAAAGUUUCUUCAGAGGAAAAAAAACAACAAACAAACAAAAAAAAAACCCCACAACAUUGUAGAAUGUGAGGGGUACCUCAAUCCCAGGCAUAGGCUUCUGAAGAGCUGCAUUAGGUUAUAUCUUCAUCAAGCUGUUAAUUUGUGCUUAUAUCAUAUAGAACUUUUAGUAAACUGGGAAGAGGCACCCCAUCUCAAUGAUAUUUCUCUGAGAACAACUUUUGUAGGGCUGUGUGUUUCUUUAGAUACAUUUAGUACAACUGUAGGUGACAAGUAGUCAGUUAUUGCUUGCUAGCUACACACCAGGGUUGAUCCAUUUUAAAACUUCUGGCAUUCUCCCCUCCCCCCCCCCCCCCAAUACUGUAUGCCAUAAAUAUUGAAGGUUAUAUUUUAAUUAACAAGGAGGUGCAUGCACAUUCUUGGCAUGCUAAGCCUUAGCCAGUAGAAUGCAUUAUACUACAGUUACUUAAUUUUUGGAACUAGGGCUCCUAGUAUCAGACCUAUUUUGAGCCAGAAUGUUAAAGGCUAUCAUGCCUGUUUGGAGGCAGAUGAUGUUCUUUUUGGUACUUUUUUUUGUAGGUUACAAGUGAACUUAAAUGCCACAAGUUUUAAGCUGGUGUAAAUCAAGCUUAACUUAAUGUGAUUGUUACUGUUAUAUCCAGCCUAUACUGCUAGCAGCUGCUCAUACUGCAGUCAAUUACUGGAAGCAGAUAUAUUUCCUAUGCAAAAAAAACAAAACAAAAACAAAAACAUUUAAACAAUAAAGUGAGCUAUGCUACAGA
This is a messenger RNA of Dromaius novaehollandiae (emu), 8998 nucleotides long. Its product is annotated as nuclear factor 1 B-type-like. Bases 798 to 2507 code for a protein of 569 amino acids. The record is from RefSeq and is a predicted model, not a curated record. Gene Ontology annotation, biological process: regulation of transcription by RNA polymerase II. Gene Ontology annotation, cellular component: nucleus. The transcript is spliced from 12 exons. Lineage: Eukaryota; Metazoa; Chordata; Aves; Casuariiformes; Dromaiidae. Gene Ontology annotation, molecular function: RNA polymerase II cis-regulatory region sequence-specific DNA binding; DNA-binding transcription factor activity, RNA polymerase II-specific.